GCUGCAAAUGUGGGAGUCUGUGCCAUUAAAGGAAGCAGUUGCUAAUAAGGGCCUGUGAGACCCAGGUUUCCUUGGUUUCCAUGACAGUUAUUAGAACUGAGCUUGGCAAAGCAAGGAUAUGAACAAUUGUGCAGGUGGGCUACUCAGGGCGAGUGAAGAGAUAAGGCAUCCAAUCAGGGACUGGCAACCUGCAGCCCUGCCAGUAUGCCCCUCCACCAGAUAUCCGUAAUCCCUGCACGGGAGACCGCCAGCAAUGGGCGAAGUUCCAUGGGCAGAAACAAAGAGAAGAACAAGGAAGUCGAGAAUGAAAAAUCCCCAGGACGAUCCGCAAGUCGAUCGAGUAAUAUUUCAAAAGCAAGCAGCCCAACCACAGGGACAGCUCCCAGGAGCCAGUCAAGGUUGUCUGUCUGUCCGUCCACUCAGGACAUCUGCAGAUCUGCCAUCUCACAUGACAUGUCAGAAGAUGCAUUUGAGCAAUGCACCCCUGUCAUGGUGCUGAGCACUGCUAGGAGGGAGUCUGGUAAGAAAUCAGUAAAACAGAGGCCCAGGAGGAGGAAAAGGACCUCUGAGAGAUACGAGCAUGCAGAAGAACAAAUAAGAGGGAGAAGAAAUGAUUUCCACCUCCAGAUCUCAAGUCCCAGAUGGAGUGAGCUUUACACAGAUUCUUCAGAUUCGUCUUCCACAGAUGAGAGUCAUUGGAUCCAGGCAAAAAGAAGAGCCCAAGAGAAAUUCCGACUGUCACGAAGGAGGAGAAAUCAUAAUAAAUCAUGGGGAAACUUGGAUGAGGCUUCUGCUCCUAAUGGAAUUGAUCUGGUAUAUUUGGGCUCCAAAGGUCAAAGGCAGCAAGAGCUGAUCGAAUGUGAGAGUGGCCCUUUAAAUCUCCACAGAGCAAAAGGCACAUGGUAUGAAGAACGCAGUGUUUCCUUGCCUAAGGGAUCCUUUGAGAUUAAGAGAUCUUCAAGGAACCAUGAAGAAAGCAAAGGCAGACACCACCACAGGGACCCACAGCUCUUGCAUAGUCUUAGGCCAAAUGAUCCAAUCAACAAAAGAUUUUCAGGAACAGAUUCUACCACUGAAAUACUGGCAGGAACAGAAGUAGGAAAGUAUGCAGAUGACGCAGGUUUCCAGGUGAACGGCUAUCUUCACAAACCUCCUGCCACCUGCCGUGACGGGUCUGAGCAUUUAAAAGUAUGCAGGAUCUGCCACUGCGAAGGAGACGAAGAGAGUCCCCUCAUCACACCCUGCCGCUGCACCGGCACGCUGCGCUUUGUCCACCAGUCCUGCCUCCACCAGUGGAUCAAGAGCUCAGACACGCGCUGCUGUGAGCUCUGCAAGUACGACUUCAUCAUGGAGACCAAGCUCAAACCCCUCCGGAAGUGGGAGAAACUGCAGAUGACCACGAGCGAAAGGAGGAAAAUAUUCUGCUCUGUCACGUUCCACGUCGUCGCCAUCACCUGUGUGGUCUGGUCUCUGUAUGUGCUAAUAGAUCGGACCGCAGAGGAAAUCAAGCAAGGCAAUGAUAAUGGCGUCCUCGAAUGGCCAUUUUGGACAAAACUGGUUGUGGUGGCCAUCGGUUUCACGGGAGGGCUGGUCUUCAUGUACGUUCAGUGCAAAGCCUACAUCCAGCUGUGGCGCAGGCUGAAGGCCUACAACCGAGUGAUCUUUGUGCAGAAUUGCCCGGACACUGCCAAAAAACCGGAGAAGAGCUGCUCGUGCGCCGUCAACAUGGACCUCAAGGAUGCCGUGGUCGUGCCUGUGUUACAGACGGGUCCGAACUCACUGCCUUCGGCAGAAAGCAGCCCCCCCGAAGUCAUCCCCGUGUGAGGGAGCCCGGGGCACGGGGCGAGUCCCUUCUCGGAAGAGUAUCGUUCCAGCUCUUAGCCACUACAAAUGACAGCAAUGAUCCUGAAUUACUCGGUCUCCUUACUUCUCCCUCUUCUACUGACUCAGUGUCCCUAACUUCGCUCAAAAAGGAGGAAAAGACACCAGGUGACCAGGAUCCCGUGAAGCAGAGUCUAACGUGUGGUAUGUGAAUGUGAAAAGUUGGUUGAAGAGGAAUUUCUAAAACAAUAAAAAACCGCCAGAGCAAGGCACACUCUUCGGCAACGUUCGUGGUCAGAUUGCUGGGACACUGGAGCCUUCCCGGCAGCAGGGGAAAGGCUCCGAGUACAGACUGGAAUUGCAAUGGGUAUGUCUUCUAAGGCUUCCUGAUGUUAACUGUCUCAUCUGGAAGUAACAACCGUGGUCGGCUUUAAGCUUGAAAUUGUGCACAUUUCCCCAAGACCCCUCAGAAGCACAGCUGGGGGAUGCAGCAUGUGAUAGUCACACUCUGACAGGUGAUAGAUUUUGAUGGCAACAGUGCAGUCUGGUUGUUUCGAGAGAUGCAUGAUUUUUAAAAAGAUGCAGUACCCAUUUGAGGAUACUAAUACUUGGCAUUAUACUUAAAUCAUGAACAAAAGAUUUUCAGAGAUUUCUAUUUGGCUCCAUUAAUUAAUGGAAGUUGAAAUCAACUAUCAGGUCUCAUAUUUUAUCUGGACCCUGUGAAACAGUGUUGUCUCUCAGAACUAUAUCGUAAGCUACAAACGCAGGGCAAAUAUGUAAAAUUUAAAUUUCUUAAUGGCUCCUUUAGAAAAUUUUAAAAUAAAAAGGUAAAAUUAAUUUUAAGAAUGUAUUUUAUUUAACACUAUAUAUCCAAAUUAUUUCAACAUGUCAUCAAUAUCAAAAAUUAUUGAGACAGUUUACAUCUUUUCUUAUGAACCAGGUCUUCAAAAUCUGAUCUUCAUCGUUUAAUCCUUACAGCAGGUCUCACUGUGAAUUGAGUACAUGGCCUGGUACAGCCCCGCACUAAAGACAGGGCUUGUGAUUCGUUAUACAGUUGAAUAUUUCAAAACAGCCGCUUAAUUCAUUGUUUUACUCAAAGUCUCACAAAUGCUAUCAUUUUACAAAGCACUCAAUCAAAUUCAACAGGCUGGUUGAAGUUAGGUGAAGUUGUUAAAGAGUGAACAAAACAAAAGUAGAGAAAAAUAAAGCAAUCUGCCUGCGGCAAUGUUCUGAAAGUAACGUGUUUGCCACCAAGAAAUGCUUAGCAUAGGGAACAGAAAGGUUACCUGUUUUGCUCUUGUCAAAUGUGUAAGGCUUUUAAAAAACAAAUCCACAUAAGGUGUCCACUUGACAGAUGAGCGGUUUAGCAUUUAAACUCUAUUUGUAAAAGUUGACAGCAUUUCCCUUGCUCAGCUGGGAAGCAGAAACAUUCAACAGAUUCUGUGAUACGUAAUACACUGAGUUGUUUAGGUUUGACAGUUAAGUUGAUUAUGGUGUUCUUUGCAUAUUCAUGUAAAACUGAAGCGUGAAUGAUACUGAAUUGAGCUAGAUUAACGAUUGUAGAUAUAGUGACCCGUCCAAGAGAUGUUCUACAUUUUUAAAAGGUGACUUAUUUUUGUUAGCUGUCAUAUUUAUUAUUGUGAGAAGGCAGCCUUGAUGGCCGUGAGGACCAAAGCCUAGAUGUGGCCAUGCACAGGUCCGGGUACUGCAGCAACGCACUUUGAUUAUCCCUGGGCUUGUUCUUCACAGACACCGUGGGAGAGGGGGAAAGAGAACCUUGCAGGGAGAAAGAUGACAUGGACAUCAGUGCCCACCCUGAGUCCAAAUAGUCCUGAUUCCCAGAAAUGAAGAAAAGGGAAAUAAUGUCCACUCUGUGUGUGCAGCAUGUGUGUACUCAUGUCUGUACAUGAGAAAAAUGUUUUUGGUCAGGGAACAAAAGAUUUAUGACUCAUCUUUCUUAAAACCUCUUGUAGGGAUGUUGAAUAAAUGCACAGGGAUAAGGAAGUUGAGGUAGAUAAACUGGACCAAAAUUUCUGUCCUUAUUUGGACAUAAGGGGUGUAAUUAAAAUUAUGAAACUUAAACAAACUAAACUCUGGGGCCCAUCACCCAAGGGAUUAACCUUGAUUUAGUAUAGGUGUUGAUUUUUCUAAGCUUUUUACGAAUCCAUUUUUCCUGUGGUUCAACAAUGGCAAUAUGCUCUUUACAAAUAUUCCAGGGGGAAAUCUAGUCACCAGCCAACAACAAAAUUAUUUCUCUUGUUUGCUCUGGAAGGAAAAGGAUUAUCACCACCAAAAAUACCAUCUAAAUGCUGUGCAAACCUAAGCAAGAUAGGUGGGUUCAUAGCUCAUUUCACAGUGGGAAGCGGAUUGGCUCAGAUAAGGGCACAUGUAUGAAGGGCUACCCUUAACACUAAGAAAACAUUUCUAAAAUGAAAAGUCAAAAUAAACAGUAUGGUAUGAAAGUUCAAAGAUGACAGGGUGUUUUAAAACCACACCUAAAUUCUCAAAAUUAACUUGUACA
Molecule: messenger RNA, 4342 nt
Organism: Artibeus jamaicensis (Jamaican fruit-eating bat)
Lineage: Eukaryota; Metazoa; Chordata; Mammalia; Chiroptera; Phyllostomidae
Gene: MARCHF1
Product: membrane associated ring-CH-type finger 1
Exons: 8
Coding region: 205-1824 (539 amino acids)
Biological process (GO): immune response; protein polyubiquitination; antigen processing and presentation of peptide antigen via MHC class II
Cellular component (GO): lysosome; early endosome membrane; cytoplasm
Molecular function (GO): zinc ion binding; ubiquitin protein ligase activity; MHC protein binding
Source: RefSeq, a predicted model, not a curated record